Molecule: messenger RNA, 687 nt
Organism: Trichoplusia ni (cabbage looper)
Lineage: Eukaryota; Metazoa; Arthropoda; Insecta; Lepidoptera; Noctuidae
Exons: 3
Coding region: 114-590 (158 amino acids)
Source: RefSeq, a predicted model, not a curated record
UAGUCGAAAAUUUCCAAACGGAAUGACGUACUACCCCUGCAAAUCUAAAUAGGCAAGUCAUUAGGGCAGACUUUUUAAUAGUGUAAUUAUCGUAAAUAUAUUUAUAAUUUAAAAUGUUUAUCAAAAUUAUUUAUUUAUCUCUUUUCGUGAGUUGUGUGCUUUCCCGACAUGUGCCACGUUUCGCCGACCUCGACGAAGAAGACCAACAUUUAUUCCGAGCAGCGUACGAGUCUCCUGGCUACGAGCAUGAGGAGUACCAGCAGCAGUACCAGUACGAGGAAGACGAUGACCUCCCCCUAGGCAAGCUGGACUUGCUCAAAGACGGUCUCUGGGCCAUCAAGGCCAAGCUAAAGGAACUAAAGGCCUUCAACAAAGCCUUACUCGCAAACUUCCUCAUGACUAAAUUAAAAGUAAAAGAGUUGCUGGCCAGUAGUCUCGCUUUGAAGACCCAUCAGCAUGGCAGUUAUGAGAAGAAAAAGCCUGCUUAUAAUUAUCAGGCUCCAUCGUACCCUCAGCAGUACGGGCCGCAGUACGCCGAGGCCCAGUAUGCCCCGGCGCAGCACAUACACGACCCUUACUACGGCCAUUGAGAAGAAAACAUCCAUUAUACAUUAUUUUAAACCUUAUCUCUCUACAUUCUUUAACAAAGAAAAAGAGUUGAUCACUGUACAUUAAACCUACAAUAAA